AUGGGAGCAGUUGCUGGUUCAAUAGCUUCACAGCGUAACAGACUUCGAACUCUUCGAGACGGUUGCGGCGCACGCCAACGAGGUCGACGCCUUUCUGUCUUGGAUCGGAGCAGCUCCUCGGAUCAAGAGACGCUAACAGUUCGAGUGAACUUCUGUCCUUCGUUGACACCCGACGACACCUCGAGUAUGUCCGUGGAAACCGAGGUACCGGAAGACUCGCUAUCGAUCAGCGCCGCCGAGGAUCACGCGAACUCGUCAUCCUCCACGGCCAAGUCCUGGCGUGACGAGCAGAGUCUCUUUGCUUCGGAAUCUGAGGGUUUGGGCGACUCUGAAAAGGAAAAUACCCCUUUCGUGCGCUUUUCGCUCGCAGGGCGCUUCGUCCCGGAGGACGACGCCCUACCUGGGUACCUGAGUGAUUCGGAGUCCGAAUCAGAACCUGAUACCGCAUCAACCGUUGCGGCAGAGUCGUUCUCCCGCACUGUCUCAGACGGGGACGAGAUGCUGCCCAGGGACUCGCUGAGAAUGUUAUGUGAACCAGAUUCGUAUGAGAGCUUCGACAACAACCGAUUUGCAGUACAUGUUUGUACAGAAACUAGGAAAAAUGAUCGAAGCUGGAUGCUGUCCUCUGGAGUCGCGGCGGAGUUUACCUCUGGCGACGUAGACGGUGCUAGUAGCAGUGCACCUGUCGUCCAUGGUGUAGAUUUGACGUGCGGCGAAUCAUGGCAGCGCCAGCGUGUGACCGCGCCCGAACCUUCCGAUUCCUUUUCACGGAGGUGCGCGGAAUGGUCGCUUCUGGACGUCCCGGAAAAUGGUUUGAAAAUUGAGCACCACGACCGAAACAGCCCUGGGUUCGCGACCCAGCGGGAGCAGGCGAGGCGAAUCUGUGCUCCUGAUUGCACGAUCAUGCUUUUCGACUGGGACGAUACGCUGCUCUCGUCGACGUGGCUCUCAACUUUAGGUUUCCGCGUAGAUGACACGGAAUCGUUACCGCAGGAACUUGUCGCAAAUCUGGAUGCACUAGAAGAUCUCGUCAUUGGUAUUUUGGAUGACGCCCAACAAUAUGGCCGCGUAUGUGUCAUUACCAAUGCGGAAACUGGUUGGGUGCAACUUUCAGCGGCCCGCUUCAUGCCACGAGUUUUGCAACAUCUCGACUCGAGCGAUAUUCGUAUCAUUUCUGCCCGAAGCAUUUACGAGUCAGAUUUUCCGCACUCGCCAUCGGACUGGAAAACGCAGGCAUUCAGGGCAGAGCUUGAGAGACAUCCAAAUUACCCGGCCAAUCUGAACCUCCUCGUUCUUGGCGAUUCAGUGAGCGAGCGCGACGCCGCACACGCCGUGCGCAGAUACUGGCUACAGGACGCACUCGUGAAGACGGUGAAGCUCGUCGAACGCCCGACGCUUGAGCAACUACGUCGAGAACUGGAACUUGUCCGAAAAGCGCUGCCCCAUAUCUGCGCAUUCGAGGGCUCUUUCGAUGUGAACCUGUCUGUUGAAUAG
Cyanidioschyzon merolae strain 10D is the source of this 1494-nucleotide messenger RNA. RefSeq lists its product as hypothetical. The transcript has a single exon. NCBI's taxonomy places the organism in Eukaryota, Rhodophyta, Bangiophyceae, Cyanidiales, Cyanidiaceae. The record is from RefSeq and is a predicted model, not a curated record. Bases 1 to 1494 code for a protein of 497 amino acids.